Misgurnus anguillicaudatus (oriental weatherfish) is the source of this 2649-nucleotide messenger RNA. It is a transcript of the gene entpd3, whose product is annotated as ectonucleoside triphosphate diphosphohydrolase 3. NCBI's taxonomy places the organism in Eukaryota, Metazoa, Chordata, Actinopteri, Cypriniformes, Cobitidae. Gene Ontology annotation, biological process: nucleoside diphosphate catabolic process. The record is from RefSeq and is a predicted model, not a curated record. Gene Ontology annotation, molecular function: UDP phosphatase activity; ribonucleoside triphosphate phosphatase activity; GDP phosphatase activity. Gene Ontology annotation, cellular component: plasma membrane.
AAACACACACACUCCCGCACAUACAACCACACACAUUCACAAUCUCACGUAUCUGAACAGAAUGAUCCAUAAGGAGUCUCGGUCUUCAGACCAUCUAACAACAGCCUCACGUAGAGUGGUGAUGAUGUCAAAAGUGGCAGUAGCUUUGGCCGCUUUCUUCCUGCUGGCCAGUAUAGCGGUCAUCAUUAGUAUAGCAGUUGUACAAACUCAUAAGAGGAGAUAUGUAUCCCCUGGACUAAAGUAUGGUAUUGUACUGGACGCAGGCUCCUCCAAGACUGCUAUAUAUCUCUAUGAGUGGCCUGCUGAGAAAGAAAACAACACUGGAGUUGUGACCCAGACAACAAAGUGUCAGGUCGAAGGGCCUGGAAUUUCAGAUCUUCGUACAGAUGCGGACCAGGACAAGAAGACAUGGAAAAGUUUUGAUUCUUGCAUGACAGAGAUCUCCAAGGCCAUCCCGUCCAAGCAGCACAGCCAGACUCCGGUGUUCCUCGGAGCAACAGCUGGAAUGAGACUUCUACAUAAAAGAAAUCCAGACAGGUCCAACACUAUCCUGAAAGACAUGAAGACAUAUCUGAAGGGUCUUCCUUUUAAUUUCCGAAAUGCUUCAAUUAUGUCCGGGCAGGAUGAAGGUCUGUAUGGCUGGAUCACGGUCAACUACCUGAUGGGAAACUUUCUCGAGAAAAACUUAUGGAAUGCCUGGGUACAUCCUCACGGAUCUAAAACCGUUGGCUCAUUGGACUUGGGUGGAGCCUCCACCCAGAUUGCCUUUGCUGUUUCUGAUGAUGCUAAAGGUGAAGACAUCAUUAAGGUUUCGCUAUAUGGCUAUGACUACAACAUCUACACGCAUAGUUUCCUCUGUUAUGGGAAAAACGAAGCUGAGAAGAGAGUUUGGGCCAAACUUUCAAAGGAAUCAAGCAAUUGGACUAAUGUGAGGAACCCGUGUUACCCUGCUGGCUACAACGUCACCAUGCCUGCAGAGGACGUUUUUGGCAGUGAGUGUACAAAGAGCCAAAUUCCUGCGAAGUAUACCCCAAAGCGAGAAAUCACUUUCUUUGGACAGAGUAACGCUGAACAGUGUAAAGCACUGGUGAGGAGCAUCUUUGACCUGACUUCUUGCCAGGGAGCUGAAAACUGUUCGUUUGCUGGAGUUUAUCAACCACCACUCAGUGGAGACUUCAUGGCUUAUGCAGGGUUCUACUGGACUGCCUUGUCACUUGAUGUGAAGGGAUCCAAGAGUAUGGAGACGUUCGAUGAAAACAUGAAGCGACUUUGCACACACGACUGGAAAUCACUAAAGAAAACGUAUGAGGGCAAAGACUCACAUUUGAAGUCCUACUGCUACUCAGCAAACUAUGUGCACACUAUCCUUUCAGAUGGAUACAAGUUUAACACUGGCAACUGGAAAACUCUCAAUUUUCAGAAAGAGGUGAAUAAGACCAGUAUAGCCUGGUCCCUGGGCUACAUGCUUGCACUGUCCAACAUGAUUCCAGCAGAAGGGAAAAUCCUCAAGCUUCCCAUUAACAACGUCCUCUUCACUGGACUGCUUCUGACGUUCUCCGCUCUGACCAUCAUCACCCUCACGUACCUCGUCAUCGCAAUGGCACGCUACUGUUACUGAUGUUUGUCAUCUGACCUCCGCCUGAUCUUUGCUCAGUUCUUGUCCGGAGGACUUUUGUCCUGCCUAAGCAGGUUUUUUCCAGUCAGGUGAGAUCCUGACGUGCCGCUGCAGAUGUACCUGCUAAAGAAGGAUUUUUAAUUUUGGGACCUGAAGGUACUGAAGGUUUUGAAGGUCCAGCACUGCUGAGGUUUUAAAAAUACCUGAAUGUUAUUCAGUGUAUUGGCGAUUUAAAGAGACGUGUUAUUAACUGUUAUAAAUAGCAAACUUCUGUUUUUAAGAGAAAGUGUACAGGUAGUCUGGCCUGUACUGCGGUUCUGAAUGAAAAUACAGAGUUAACUGUUGUAUAGAGUAAUCGUAUAUAUAAAAAAGUAUCUACUGUGGUCAUGAUAUUGUUUUGAUUGUGUAUAAUUGUAUAAUGUUUGUCUCACUUCACUGCAUCAUGCCUUCAUAUCUUCAUACAUUCAUUCAUUCAUGUAUUUCUGCAUGUGCUCUUCAGAACACAUUGUCUUUGGAUGAAAUAUGUCAUUGCACUGAAAAUAAAUGUUAAGGUUGUUUACUGACAGUGUAGUGUAGACUGAUGAUUAUUUACAUUAAACAUAAAGCAUAGGGUCUGUAUUCACUGCCAUUGUAACAACAACAACAUGGACAAUGUCUCUGUUUUGCGUCCAAAGAAUAAGACUUAUGGGUUUUGAAUGACCCCAAGGUGAGUAAAAAAUGACCAAAUUUACAUUUUUGGGUGAAGUACUGCAAUAUGAUGCAAAACCUGUGAUGAACAUUUAAAAAACCAAAAGGAUUUGCUUACAUACUAUAGCAUCAGGAAGUUCAGGCACAGAUGUCGGCUCACAUCUGGUGUUAGGGCAUUUUCAUGCUGCAUGACUGUAAUAGCUGAAAUAACCUGUUACAUGUUGUUAGAAAGGGUGGACUCAUAGUUUGGCCAUGUUUAUGAUGUGAUAAUGUUUGUUGAUGUUGCUAAUAAAAAAUAUAUAUCUAUAUAUACACCAGCAUUCAAACAUUCAGCAUGUUUAAGUUCA